AGCGGUCUUUGGCCUCCGCCGCGACCCGGCCGAGAUGGACGAGCUGAGCCCGAGGGAACGAGAACUUCUGAAGAUCCGGCGGGACAGCGACAGCAAGGCGGCGCAACUGCUCAAGAUGGAGAAACUCAUGCAGCAGACCAAAGACCUGUUGGACAAGCGUAGCGAGCCUGACAAGGUCCAAGAAAACAUGGUGGAGGACCUGGAGGAGAAGGUGCGCUCCAGUCGGCGUCACCGGCGGAAUUCGCUCCACCACACGCAGAUGCUGGAGAGUCAAAUGAAGACGGUGAAGGGCGAGCUGGAGGGAACGCUGGACCACCUCCAAGAACUGCGCAACGUCCUGCGCCGCUCGCAGCAGAAAGCCGAGGAGCGCAAGGCCGCUAUGGAGAAGCUGGCCGCCGGACUAAUGUGAACGCCCGCGCCCGAGACCCAGACCCAGACCUAGACCCGAACCAACAUCAAGAUCGAGUCUUCUUCUUCUUCUUCUUCUUCUUCUUCUUCUUAAUGCAAAACAAUACAAUGGACUAGACUAAAUGAAACUACUCCAGACUAGAUGACAUUAUACUAGAAUAGACUAGAUUGCACCAGACUAGAUUAGUGUGUCAGAUGAGGCUCAUCUAGAAUAGACUAGAUUAGACUUCACUAGACUAGCCAAGACUAGAUUGAACAACAAUAGACUAGACAAGAUUUGACUAGACUAGUCUUGACAUUAUACUCGAAUAGAACAGACUGUGCUAGACAAAUACAGUGUGGUUAGGCUAGUCUUAAAUAGAUUACCCGAGAGUAGACUACAUUAUGAGAGACUACACUAGACUAGAUUAACCUGGUCUUGACUGAACUAUAUUGUACUAGAAUAGAAUCGACUGUCCUGGGUUGGAUUAGUGUGGUUAGACUAGGCUCGAAUGAAAUAGACUAGGUUAGACUAAUGUAGUUUGACUAAAUUACAUCAUACUAGAAUAGAAUAGGGCGACACGGUGGACACCUGGUUAGCACAUCUGCCUCACAGUUGUGAGGUUGCAGGUUCAAAUCCUGUGUGGCGUUUGCAUGUUCUCCCCGUGCCUGCGCGGCUUUUCUCCGGGUACUCGGCUUCCCCCCCACAUCCCAAAAACACGCGUGCUCGGUUCAUUGACGACUCUGCGAUGCCCGUUAGUGUGAACAUGAGUGCGAAUGGUGGUUUGUUUCUAUGUACCCAGCGAUUGGCUGGCGACCGGUUCGGGGUUCACCCCGCCUCUUGCCUGCAGUUAGCUGGGAUAGGCGCCAGCACGCCCACCACCCGCGAGAGGAGAAGCGGUACGGAAGAUGGAUGGAUGCAUAGAAUGGAAUACACUGUUCUAGACUAGAUUAGUGUUGUUAGACUAGGUUUGAGUAGACUAGAUUAGAUUAUUCUAGGCUGGACUCAAUUAGACUAGAUUGAACUGGUUUAACAUUAUACUAGAAUAGAGUCUACGAGACUAGACUAGA
Messenger RNA from Phycodurus eques (leafy seadragon), 1458 nucleotides. RefSeq lists its product as uncharacterized. Lineage: Eukaryota; Metazoa; Chordata; Actinopteri; Syngnathiformes; Syngnathidae. The transcript has 2 exons. The record is from RefSeq and is a predicted model, not a curated record. Bases 35 to 409 code for a protein of 124 amino acids.